AUGAAACUUACAGCCGCCUCUUUGGUGACCGGCACAAGUAUAGCCCUUACAGGGGCCGAUGUGAGCCCAGUGACUCUAAAUGCGGAAUGGUCGCGCCUGGCGAGGCUGCUCCUACUUGCAGCCCUUUCAGUAUGCGGCUGUGUCGGCAACGUCUUCAUGAUCAGUGCUUUUAUGAUAGAGGACCGCCUUAAAAAAACAGGCAAUGCAUUUGUGGUGAAUGCAGCCUUGUCUGAUCUUCUGAUCAGUGGUCUUCUAGUGCCAUCCUCAGCAGUGGUUCUCCUGGCAGGAGCAGACGAUUCCAUAGCAUUAUGCAGAUUUCAGUGGUUUCUGGCUUCUACAAGUUUUUUGGUCACCGCAUUUACCAUGGCCGUGUCCGACACUCGGGGACUUUCCCCUAGUAGUCCUUUCAUUAUAGUGAGUUCACCUUGGAAUUCGAGAUACCCAGCUCUUAUAGCAGGAGAAAAUCUAUCACGCGUUUAUCCUGAUCGACCUUCCAACAAAGUCUUCCUGACACCGGCAAGGUGCGCCUGCUCGAUAGCCCUGGUUUGGUUGGUUUGCGUCAUGGUGUGCUCGGUGCCUCAAAUUAUGAAGAAUCAGGAAGCUGAAGACUUAAUUAUAUUAAAAGGCAAAUCUCUUACAAGAGAAACCAUGAACGAUGGAUUUCCUGGUUUAGAUUAUUGUGCCAGGAGAUUUAGGAAACUGGGACGACAGUUGGAUGAUACGGAUGAAACGCGAGCGGGGCCCAUAGCUUUAUUGGUAACAGUAUGCGUCCCAUGUUGUAUUGCACUUCUCCUGCACAUUUGGGCGCGCCAUAGAGUCUCCAAGGAGCAGCAGCGCGCCUGCUCCCGAAGUUCUGAGCACAAAAGUCCGAGUGGAUCUUCAUCUCGUUUGGGAGUCUUGCAAAUAUCUUGCUCCUUCGAUCCUGAUCUUGCGCGUGCCAACCUGGCAGGUUUGUGCGCAUUCCUGAUGUGCUGGUUGCCUUUCGGAGCUUGCUUCGUACCAGAACCGAAUCUUGUACCUGAUUCGGCUUUGUACAAUACGGCCUGGUUAGCAUAUAGUCGAAGUUGCUUGAAUCCAUUACUGUAUUGUGCAUUAGAUGGCAGGUUCAGAAACGCUUAUGUGAACCUAUUCCACUACUGUUGUUGCAAAACAACAGUAUCUUUCUCACGUCGUCAAAGAGGUUGUGGAUCUAAUUCAGGAGCUGGUGACUCCAGGGGCGGAAUGGAGAGCGGUUUGGGCAGAUCAGGAGGCGACGUCAGGGUUCACAUCAUUCCUGGGUACAACAUGUACUCCUACACCAGCCCACAAAGACCAUGCAGGCAAAAUGGACGUGAUGUAUAUGAAUUAUGA
This is a messenger RNA of Ctenocephalides felis (cat flea), 1350 nucleotides long. RefSeq names its product histamine H2 receptor-like. The transcript has 8 exons. The record is from RefSeq and is a predicted model, not a curated record. Bases 1 to 1350 code for a protein of 449 amino acids. Gene Ontology annotation, molecular function: peptide binding; G protein-coupled receptor activity. NCBI's taxonomy places the organism in Eukaryota, Metazoa, Arthropoda, Insecta, Siphonaptera, Pulicidae. Gene Ontology annotation, biological process: G protein-coupled receptor signaling pathway. Gene Ontology annotation, cellular component: membrane.